GUGACGAAGGCAUCAUCGUGGAAAUCAAUGGGGAAUGCCGGAACUGUACAGUGGUAUUCGAAAGCAGUCAGGAGAAAACCAAGGUUGCCUUGAAACACUUGCGCGUCAUUGGUCAAUUUCGCGCAGACGGACGCAAUGGCAUGCCCAGCGGCGCCGGUCGUGCAGCGAACUUGCCCAUGGCUCUUGCUCAACAAGCUGUGCCUGCAAUGCGAUCAGCAGAUGCAGAUCAGUUGAAGGCGUUGGAAGCCCAAACUGAGGAUUUGCGAUCACGACUGGCGGCCAGCACUCACCGAGCAGAUGCCGCCGAGGCUUGGGUGGAGAAGCAGCAGCUGGAAUUGGUUGCCAAGGCCCAUGAGUCUGCCGGCAUGGCCGAACAGCUGCAAAGGUUACGCGAUGAAAGAUUGCAACUCGAAGAUGCGCUUGUGGAAAAGGAGGCAUCCAUUGAGAAAUUGCGCGGUGAAGUGGAGCAGGCGGGUCAGCUUUGCAAGCAGCAAAAUGCAACGAUGGCAGAUUUGGAGGCUCGCAAUCGUCAGCUUCAGGGGCAGUUGCAGGAUUUGCAGAAUAUCUGCAGACAGCAAGCUCACCAGGACAAGCAAGCCAAGGACCUUGAGAUGGAGCGCAUGCGAGUGGAAGCAUGUUCUGUUGCUUCAAAGACCGAAGCGUUGGCACGGGCCGAGGUCCGGCUGGACCAGCAACAGCUGGAACUGAUCGCAAAGGCCAACGAUAUUGCUCGGCUUGCGGAAGAGUUGCACAUAUCACGCGCUGAAGCCUUGCAAGCGGACCUGGCGCACGCACGGGUAGAGGCGGUCGAGGAGCAGAUGAGUAGCGAGCUGGAACAGGCACAGCAGCUAUCUGGACAGCGUGGGGCGGCAGCUUUGAAUUACGAGGCGCAGCUUGACCUGUCGGAGUUGAAGCUGGACGCGCAGAUGCAAGAGCUGUCGGCGCAACAUGAGCUGACAUCGUCAUUGAGACUGCAGUUAGAGGCGGAGGUGCGGAAACACUGCGCGUCCCCUCGUACACAGCUGCUGGAGGAGGAGAUUCACGCCAAAGAUGCUGAGAUACAGCAGCUGCGCGCAGAGCAGCGCACGGUGGCUGAAACUAUGGCUUCCUUGAAGACCGAGGAGUUGGCCAAAGCCGAGGCUGCAGCUUGUCAUAUGCUGAGAGAGGAGCUGGCUGCAGAGAAGGCUCACAGAAAUGAUUUACGAAACGUCACGCUGCCAAAAGCAGGUGCAGCAGAGUCGAGCAAAGUGCGGCAAGCCGUGGCCGCUGAGUGGCCAAGGCUCUCUGAGGCUCCGCAGCGACCGGGCAAAGACGCCGCGAUGCAUUCUCCUUCCGCAGAGCGCUCGCAAUGCGCGGGCUCAAUGUCAUGGAUGCCAAGCGGAGAUGUGGCAGAGGUUGUCGAGCCCAGCUGGCCAGAGGACCAAGACAUGAGGAAGUUGGUCCCAACAAGUCCAACGAGUCCAACUAGUGUGGGCAAAUACGCCGAGGAGUCUGGUGAUGAGUGGUGA
This is a messenger RNA of Symbiodinium pilosum, 1508 nucleotides long. The record is from the annotation of a GenBank genome assembly. NCBI's taxonomy places the organism in Eukaryota, Dinophyceae, Suessiales, Symbiodiniaceae.